Messenger RNA from Pipistrellus nathusii (Nathusius's pipistrelle), 4017 nucleotides. The record is from the annotation of a GenBank genome assembly. NCBI's taxonomy places the organism in Eukaryota, Metazoa, Chordata, Mammalia, Chiroptera, Vespertilionidae.
AUGGACGGGGCAGCCGAGCUGCUCUUCUACGUGAACGGCCGCAAGGUGAUAGAAAAAAAUGUUGAUCCUGAAACAAUGCUGUUACCAUAUCUGAGAAAGAAGCUUCGACUCACAGGAACUAAGUAUGGCUGUGGAGGGGGAGGCUGUGGUGCCUGCACAGUGAUGAUAUCACGAUAUAACCCUGUUACCAAGAAGAUAAGACAUUACCCAGCCAACGCCUGUCUGAUGCCCAUCUGUUCUGUGUACGGCGCUGCCAUCACCACAGUGGAAGGCAUAGGCAGCACCAGGACCAGGAUUCACCCCGUUCAGGAGAGGAUCGCCAGGUGCCACGGCACACAGUGUGGCUUCUGCACCCCUGGGAUGGUGAUGUCCAUGUAUGCGCUGCUGAGGAACCACCCAGAUCCCACCCUGGACCAGUUAACUGAUGCCUUGGGUGGUAACCUGUGCCGUUGCACUGGAUACAGGCCCAUCGUUGAUGCAUGCAAGACCUUCUGUAAUACUUCUGGCUGCUGCCAAAGUAAGGAGAAUGGGGUUUGCUGUUUGAAUCAAGGGAUAAACGGAUUCCCAGAACCUGAGGAAGGAAAUAAGGCAAGUUCAAAACUCUUCUCAGAAGAGGAGUUUCUGCCACUGGAUCCAACUCAGGAAUUGAUUUUUCCUCCUGAGCUAAUGAUCCUGGCUGAGAAACAACCACCAACGACCAGAGUUUUUGCUGGCGAGAGGAUGACGUGGAUUUCCCCGGUGACCCUGAAGGAACUUCUGGAGGCUAAAGCCAAGUACCCCCAGGCCCCUGUCGUCAUGGGGAACACCUCUACGGGGCCCGAAGUGAAGUUUAAAGGUGUCUUCCAUCCCAUUAUCAUUUCUCCCGAUAGAAUUGAAGAGCUGAAUGUUGUAAACUAUGCAAAUAAUGGGCUGACCUUAGGUGCCGGCCUCAGCCUGGCUCAGGUGAAGGACACGCUGGCCGCUGCGGUGCAGAAGCUCCCAGAGGAGCGGACGCAGACGCUCCGCGCCCUCCUGAAGCAGCUGGGAACGCUGGCCGGGGCCCAGAUCCGGAACGUGGCUUCCUUAGGAGGCCACAUCGUGAGCAGGCAUUUGGAUUCUGACCUGAAUCCCCUCCUGGCUGUGGGCGGCUGCACCCUCAACCUGCUAUCGAAAGAAGGGGCAAGACAGAUUCCUUUAAACGAGCAGUUUCUGAGGAAGUGCCCGAGUGCGGACCUCAAGUCUGAAGAGAUCUUGGUCUCAGUGAGCAUCCCCUACUCCAGGAAGUGGGAAUUUGUGUCAGCCUUCCGACAAGCCCAGCGGCAACAGAACGCUCUCGCGAUAGUCAACUCUGGGAUGAGAGUCUUUUUUGGAGAAGGGGACGGCAUCAUCAGGGAGUUGUCCAUCUCAUAUGGAGGCGUCGGCCCAACCACCAUCUGUGCACAGAAUUCCUGCCGGAAACUCAUUGGAAGGCCUUGGAAUGAAGAGAUGCUGGACGCAGCUUGUAGGCUGAUCCUGGAUGAAGUCUCCCUCCCAGGCUCAGCUCCGGGCGGGAAGGUGGAGUUCAAGAGGACUCUCAUCAUCAGCUUCCUCUUCAAGUUCUACCUGGAAGUGUCACAGCUUUUAAGGAGAAUGGACCCUGUUCACUAUCCUUGCCUUGCAGACAAGCAUGAGAGUGCCCUAGAAGACCUUCAUUCUAGGCCUUGCCAGAGUGCACUGAAGUACCAGGAGGUAGACCCAAAGCAGCCUCCUCAAGACCCAAUCGGCCAUCCCAUCAUGCACCAAUCUGGUAUUAAGCAUGCCACGGGCGAAGCCAUCUACCUUGAUGACAUGCCUGCCGUGGACAGGGAACUUUUCUUGGCUUUUGUAACAAGUUCAAGAGCUCAUGCUAAGAUUGUGUCCAUUGAUCUGUCGGAAGCCCUCAGCCUGCCAGGUGUGGUGGACGUCCUAACCGAGGAGCACUUUCAAGGCGUGAACUCCUUCUGCUUUCUGGGCCAACCUGAGAAACUGCUGGACUCAGAGACGGUGUUUUGUGUGGGUCAGCUUAUCUGUGCCGUGAUUGCGGAUUCUGAGAUUCAGGCAAGGAGAGCUGCGAAGCGAGUGAAGAUUGUCUACCAGGAUUUGGAGCCAGUGAUCUUUACCAUUGAGGAAGCUAUACAACACAAGUCGUUCUUUGAGCCAGAAAGGAAACUGGAAUAUGGAAAUGUCGAUGAAGCUUUUAAAGUGGUUGAUCACAUUGUUGAAGGUGAAAUACAUUUGGGAGGUCAAGAACAUUUUUAUAUGGAAACCCAAAGCAUGCUUGUUGUUCCCAAAGGAGAGGAUCAAGAAAUGGAUGUCUACGUGUCCACACAAUAUCCCAAAGGCAUACAGGACAUUGUUGCUUCGGUCUUGAAGCUCCCGGUGAACAAGGUCAUGUGUCAUGUGAAGCGUGUUGGCGGAGCAUUCGGGGGGAAGGCGUUUAAGACUGGGGUCUUGGCAGCCAUCACCGCAUUUGCAGCCAACAAACAUGGCCGUGCCGUCCGCUGCGUCCUGGAGCGGGGAGAAGACAUGUUAAUAACGGCAGGCCGCCACCCUUACCUUGGGAAGUACAAAGCGGGGUUCACGAAGGACGGCAGGAUCCUGGCCCUGGACAUGGAGCACUAUAGCAAUGGAGGCGCCACCCUGGACGAGUCACUACUUGUGGUGGAAAUGGGACUCCUGAAGCUGGAUAAUGCUUACAAGUUCCCCAACCUGCGCUGCCGAGGGUGGGCGUGCAGAACCAACCUGCCAUCCAACACGGCCUUGCGUGGGUUCGGCUUCCCGCAGGCAGGGCUGAUCACCGAAGCCUGCAUCACGGAUGUGGCAGCCAAGUGUGGCUUGUCCCCUGAGGAGGUCCGAACAAUAAACAUGUACAAGGAAAUUGAUCAAACACACUACAAACAAGAGAUUAAUGCCAAAGUCCUGAUCCAGUGUUGGAAAGAAUGUAUGGCUAUGUCUUCCUACUCCCUGAGGAAAGCGGCUGUGGACAAAUUCAACUCGGAGAAUUCCUGGAAGAAGAAGGGGCUGGCCAUGGUCCCUGUGAAGUUUCCUGUUGGCCUUUGCUCCAAGGCUGCUGGUCAGGCUGCUGCCCUGGUCCACAUUUAUCUGGAUGGGUCUGUGAUGGUGACUCACGGAGGAAUUGAAAUGGGGCAGGGGGUCCACACGAAAAUGAUUCAGGUGGCCAGUCGUGAGUUAAGGAUGCCACUGUCCAAUAUCCACCUGCGUGGGACCAGCACGGAAACCAUCCCCAAUACGAAUAUCUCCGGGGGCUCCGUUACAGCAGAUCUCAACGGGAUGGCAGUAAAGGAUGCCUGCCAAACUCUCCUAAAGCGCCUGGAGCCCAUCAUCAGCAAGAAUCCUCGAGGCACUUGGAGGGACUGGGCGCAGGCGGCUUUCAACCAAAGCAUCAGCCUCUCGGCCACCGGAUACUUCAGGGGUUACGAAUCUGACAUCAACUGGGAGACAGGCGAAGGCCAUCCCUUCGAAUACUUCGUUUAUGGAGCCGCCUGCUCCGAGGUUGAAAUAGACUGCCUGACAGGCGCUUAUAAGAACAUCAGGACAGACAUCGUCAUGGAUGUUGGCUGCAGUAUAAAUCCUGCCAUUGACAUAGGCCAGAUUGAAGGUGCAUUUAUUCAAGGCAUGGGACUCUACACAAUCGAGGAACUGAAUUAUUCUCCUCAGGGUGUCCUGUACACUCGUGGUCCAGACCAAUACAAAAUCCCCACCAUCUGUGACAUCCCCGCAGAGUUUCACGUUUCUUUUUUGCCUCCAUCUCAAUACUCAAAUACCCUGUAUUCAUCUAAGGGCCUGGGAGAGUCUGGCAUCUUCCUGGGCUGCUCAGUGUUCUUCGCCAUCCAUGACGCAGUGAGUGCAGCGCGACAGGAGAGAGGCCUGCGUGAACCACUGAGGCUCAAUAGCCCACUGACCCCAGAGAAGAUUCGAAUGGCCUGUGAAGAUAAGUUCACAAAAAUGAUUCCAAGAGACAAACCUGGAUCCUAUGUUCCUUGGAAUAUACCCAUAUGA